CUUGAGUUCACGACUAGGACCCUCCGCCAAGCCAUGGCUCGAUGGGUCAACCGAGCCAUUCAGCUUAGGUUCUGUCCAAUUCUUAAGACGGCUCAGCUUGAAAGCAAGCCGGUUGAUUUACAAGAUCUUUUACUUAGGCUUACUUUCGACAACAUUUGCGGCUUGGCUUUUGGCAAGGACCCGCAAACAUUGGCACCCGGCUUGCCGGAGAAUACCUUUUCUUCGGCUUUUGACCGAGCCACUGAGGCGUCGCUGCAGCGGUUCAUAUUACCUGAAGUUAUAUGGAAGCUGAAGAAAUGGCUUGGGCUAGGAAUGGAAGUCAGCUUGAACCGAAGCCUUGUACAGCUGGACAAAUACAUGUCUGACAUCAUCAAUACACGUAAGCUUGAGUUGAUGAGCCAGCAAAAAGAUGGAAACCCACAUGAUGACUUAUUAUCAAGGUUCAUGAAGAAGAAGGAAUCCUACACGGACAAGUUCUUGCAACACGUGGCACUCAACUUCAUCCUAGCUGGACGUGACACGUCAUCGGUCGCAUUGAGUUGGUUUUUCUGGUUGGUCAUACAAAAUCCAGUAGUUGAACAAAAGAUCUUACACGAAAUAUGCACGGUCUUGAUAGAGACACGUGGCAGUGACACAUCAUCAUGGCUCGAUGAGCCGUUAGCUUUCGAGGAAGUUGAUCGGCUAACCUACUUGAAAGCUGCAUUAUCUGAAACUCUCCGGCUUUAUCCGUCGGUGCCGGAGGACUCAAAGCACGUGGUGGUCGACGACUUGUUGCCGGACGGAACAUUUGUUCCGGCAGGUUCAUCAAUAACAUAUUCCAUAUAUUCAGCUGGAAGAAUGAAAACUACAUGGGGUGAGGAUUGCUUAGAGUUCAAGCCAGAGAGGUGGCUAACCCCAGAUGGUAAAAAGUUUGUAAUGCAUGAACAAUACAAGUUUGUGGCUUUUAAUGCUGGUCCAAGGAUAUGUCUAGGGAAAGACUUGGCAUACUUGCAAAUGAAGUCGGUGGCGGCAGCAGUGUUGCUCCGCCACCGGCUCAUGGUGGCUCCCGGCCAUAAGGUGGAGCAGAAAAUGUCAUUGACUUUGUUCAUGAAAGACGGCCUUAAAGUAAAUCUUCUUCCAAGAGACCUCACACUAUUAACGGAUAGUCUAAAGAAGGAAAAAGAGGUCCAAUUAGUCCAAAAAUUGCAUAGGGACAAAGAUGAAUGAUCAUAAUGGGGAGAGGGGUAGGAGGGUGGUUGAGGUGGUUUAAAGAAUGGUGUCGGCAAAUAUUGAUUGCAAAGGAGCUAGUUCAAUUGGAUUGGCUUAUGGUGGUUAAUUCUCACAUGAAUGCUCAAUUAUGGCAGCUUUUGUCAUAAAGGAGAAAUGACGGUAUUCAUGAUUUUAAGGUACAUCUCAUUCAUUGUGAGACAAACUUUUUUUUUCGGUGGUAGAUGAGCACAACUGGAAAUGAUUUUGAGGUUGAAGAGGAGGAAGAUUUCUCAAUAAUUUACUAGUAAUAAGUUGUACAAGUAUCUAGCUGCACUACUUUUCUUCUUUUAAUUAUUCUAUAGUAUCCUAAAGCUGACCCCUUUAUUUGUUCCUUUUACGUUGUUUGGUUAUUCUCCUUAGAAUUCUUUUGUAUUUUCUAGUUUUUUUUUUCAGUCUCACUUUGUUUGGUAUGUUAA
Molecule: messenger RNA, 1664 nt
Organism: Nicotiana tabacum (common tobacco)
Lineage: Eukaryota; Viridiplantae; Streptophyta; Magnoliopsida; Solanales; Solanaceae
Product: cytochrome P450 86A8-like
Molecular function (GO): monooxygenase activity; iron ion binding; oxidoreductase activity, acting on paired donors, with incorporation or reduction of molecular oxygen
Source: RefSeq, a predicted model, not a curated record